Exophiala xenobiotica is the source of this 1995-nucleotide messenger RNA. RefSeq lists its product as uncharacterized. Gene Ontology annotation, cellular component: plasma membrane. The transcript is spliced from 9 exons. Lineage: Eukaryota; Fungi; Ascomycota; Eurotiomycetes; Chaetothyriales; Herpotrichiellaceae. Gene Ontology annotation, biological process: nucleobase transport; transmembrane transport. The coding region runs from base 1 to 1725 and encodes 574 amino acids. The record is from RefSeq and is a predicted model, not a curated record. Gene Ontology annotation, molecular function: nucleobase transmembrane transporter activity.
AUGGCCAGACUUCGCACCUCAAAGGCAGCCACGCUGCUCACAAAGCUACAGACAGAUUCCGAGCCUGGUCUAUCCAGCGCUCAGCUCAUGUUAACGAACCAUGAUUUGAAGCCGGUGGAACCUGCCAGGCGACAAUGGGGGCCUUGGAACUUUGUUGGAUUCUGGAUUGCGGACUCGUUCAACAUCAACACCUGGAUGAUCGCUAGCUCCAUGAUCACGGGCAGCGGUUUAGCAUGGUGGCACGCCUGGCUAUGUGUCUGGAUCGGCUACUUCAUUGCGGCCUGCUUCAUCUGCUCGACUGGUCGUAUCGGCGCAACAUACCAUAUCUCAUUUCCGGUCAUGAGUCGUGCUUCUUUCGGCAUCUGGGGCUCGUUGUGGCCCGUUUUCAAUCGAGCAGCGAUGGCGUGCGUCUGGUACGGAGUACAAUCAUGGAUAGGAGGCGAGUGUGUCACCUUGAUGAUCAGAGCCAUUUGGCCUUCCUUUUACACCCUUCAUAACGGCAUCCCAAGCUCGGGCACCAACACUCGUGACUUUGUUGGCUUCUUCCUUUUCUGGGUCGGCUCUCUGCCAGCCAUUUGGUUUCCAGUCCAUAAGAUCCGACAUCUCUUCACAGUCAAGGCAUAUUUCGUUCCAGUUGCUGGUAUCGCCUUCUUCGGAUGGGCGAUUGGGAGGGCGCAUGGCAUUGGCCCAAUCGUCCGCCAGCCAGCCACUUCCCACGGCUCCGAACUCGCCUGGGGCUGGAUCGCCGGGAUCAUGAGCUCGAUCGCCAACUUCGCCACCCUUAUUGUGAACGAUGCUGACUUCGCGCGUUUCGCCGGCAAACCCAAGGACGCACUCUGGUCUCAACUGUUUACCAUCCCCAUCGGCUUCGCUGUGACGUCGUUCAUCGGCAUCAUUGUCUCGUCUUCGUCGAAAGUCAUCUACGGCACGGCAAUCUGGAAUCCACUCGAACUCCUCUCGCAGUUCCUCCUCGACGACGCCACAUCCGCCGAGCGCUUCGGCGUGUUCAUCAUUGCCAUGGCCUUUGUGCUCGCACAGCUCGGUACGAACAUCGCAGCCAACAGCGUCUCCGCUGGUACAGACAUGACCGCGCUGCUACCUAGGUACCUCAACAUCCGGCGUGGCGGGUAUAUCUGUGCGAUCGUCGGGUUGUGCAUGUGUCCAUGGAACCUGCUGAAGUCGUCGAAUAGCUUCACGACAUACUUAUCAGCGUACUCGGUCUUCCUGUCGAGCAUUGCGGGCGUGAUUAUUUGCGACUAUUACAUUGUGAGAAAGGGAUAUUACAGCCUGCGAGACUUGUACUCGGCGCAGAAUUCCAGUCCAUACUUUUACUGGUUUGGAUGGUCGUGGAGAGGGUAUGCGGCGUAUAUUUGUGGCAUUGCAGUCAAUAUUGUCGGCUUUGUUGGCGCGGUCGGGGUCAAGGUCCCUAUGGGAGCUGUGUACAUCUACCGGUUCAAUUUCUUCGUAGGCUUCAUCGUCGCGAGCGCGGUAUACUACCUUUUGUGCAAGGUAUGGCCGGUCCCUGCGACAAGUCGCGUGUGGUGCGAGAAGGGCGAUGCGGCGGAUCGGCAGUUCAGUGUCGUGUAUACGGACGCGGAAGGGUAUGAUGAGGAGAGGAGUACGGCGACAGACGGGGUUGCGCGUGAGAGGGGGGAUGCAGAGGAAGGCGAGGAGAAGAAGGUUAUUUAUCAGGAUUUGACUCGUGGUCAUGGUCAGAAUUUUUGAGUCCCGACUGGGCUAGCGAGUGGGAUGGUCUAUGAACCGGUUGAGUGAUGGUCUGCGGGUGAGAAAUUAUGUGAUCGAGUAACGAUCGGGUUGCACGAGAAAGAAGUCCCAAGGACGUAUGAAGGCGUCACGGAGCAGAGUCAUCCUUUGCCGGGUAUUGGCGCAGUGGUGGCAGGGGUGACGGCUUUGCUCUGCUUGUAUGGAGAUUCCGUACAGAUUCGCUCUUCGUGAGUAGCACCCCAAGGUGCAGCCAUCGACAUAUGACUUGAC